This is a messenger RNA of Seminavis robusta, 1014 nucleotides long. The record is from the annotation of a GenBank genome assembly. NCBI's taxonomy places the organism in Eukaryota, Bacillariophyta, Bacillariophyceae, Naviculales, Naviculaceae.
ACCUUUUUUAAACAAGGUUCUGCCAAUGAGAACAACGGCCACAUGCACAGACCUGGCAGAAACCAAACAACGCGCCAAUCGCUCACUCUCACAAGAUUGAAGAAAGAGCUGCAACUGACACCUGUCUUUCCUGCCGCAAGAAAUCAAAGAGAUCUGGCUAGAGAAUGGCUCAUCAGUGCACUAUCUGUUACGAACAGUUUGACUAUGAUGCGUCUGCGGAGGAUAGGUCGCAUCUACCAGUUCAGAGCCGUGUCUGUGCUCAUACCCUCUGCUAUUCCUGCAUGAUAGCCAUAUAUCAGGCAACGCCUCCAUCAUAUGAUGACGACAAGGAAGAGAUCGUUGCAAUACCCUGCCCUGAAUGCCGACUUCCUGGAGCCCAUGAUCCCUACAACCCAAUCGUCUCUCUCCCCAUGUGUCACCUAUUGGAGGAACGCGAUCGACACAUUGAAAAACACCCUGAACUAGCCCUCCCCGAAUCUCCACAAAUACCACGGAAGACCCUCUCCAGACAGCAACUACUGCUACAACAGCCGCCAUCAUCAUCUUCACUAUCAUCAUCACAACUUCCAGACGACGCAGAAUUGACCCAUUUAUUGGCCGCUGCGGCCAAGCAAAAAGUCGACAAUCUAUGGCAUCAAGUGCGAGAAAAAAUGACUGUCGAACGACCACUGGUACGAUUGACCAAAGAAGCCUCCCGAGCGGUAUACUGGGGCAGCAUUUUGGUGUUUGGGACGGUGGAUCGAGAAGCAGUUGGACACACAAACAAAUAAGAGAGAGGCUCCUCCCUUUCUUUCUGUGCUGCUUCAGGCUUGGCUACUCUCUUUUUGGCAUUUUUCAGAUUGGAUCUGAACUACUCAUAACAACCUACCAGAACCGAAGUAGCAUGGUUGGCCAGUUAUCUCUGACCUUCCGCAAACUGCCCAAUUCUACCCAAUCAUGGUCAAUAAUCCAUUAUAGUCAUUAACUAGUUUUGCAGAUGUUGAUCUCGUCGCAAGGUUAGAAUCGCAUGCAAUA